AUGGUGAACUGCAUGGGCAUGUUGAUCCACGAUGGGAUGAGUGCCGCAGUUUCGGACCACGGAGUUUGUCUAUGGCUAAUGGCUGAGUUGAGUUCCACUUCUAGGGUCCUGUACUCCAUUAACAUUUGUGGGGAGCUUAUAAUCAGGGAAAAAGUGACCGUUGCACUGCCGCGGGGAUACAUUUACAAGUACCCGGUAGCGCGCCAGAAUACCCUCCCCUGGCCGUGGGGCAACGCGGGCAACUCCGAGCCCACCGGCGUAUUGGUCUGCUGCUGA
Prunus armeniaca (apricot) is the source of this 276-nucleotide messenger RNA. The record is from the annotation of a GenBank genome assembly. NCBI's taxonomy places the organism in Eukaryota, Viridiplantae, Streptophyta, Magnoliopsida, Rosales, Rosaceae.